AUGGGUUCCGUUGACUCAACCUCGCUGCGCAACAUUCGCAAGGUACUGGUCGCCAACAGAGGCGAGAUUGCCGUCCGUUGCAUCAAAGCCUGCCGCGAAUUGGGAGUCCGUAGUGUUGCCAUCAUCACAAAUGCUGAUGCAACUUCACUACAUGCAACGCUGGCAGAUGAGGUAGCCUUGCUACCAGGCGAAGAUAGCACCGCCUACACGAAUGGCGAGGCGAUUCUCAAAAUUUGCAAAGAAGCAAAUGCAGACGCCAUCGUCCCUGGAUACGGCUUUUUAAGUGAAAAUGUCGAAUUCGCAACUGCUGUUUCUUCUGCCGGUAUUACUUUUGUCGGGCCUUCCUCUGCAUCCAUCAAUGCGAUGGGACUCAAGCAUGAAGCCAGAGCUAUCGCCCAAGCCGCAAAUGUGCCGGUAAUUCCAGGCACACAACUCCUGGAAUCCGCCAAAGCAGCCGUAGAGGCUUCAAAGCGUCUGGGCUGCCCCGUAAUGUUAAAGGCCACGGGGGGUGGCGGAGGCAUGGGAUUACAGAUAUGUCAUACUGAACAAGAGGUUGAGAAAGCAUUCGCCAUGGUUGAGAGCCGGGCUGGCGCCCUCUUCAAGAACAGCGGAGUCUUCUUGGAAAAGUACUUUCCAAGUUCACGCCAUGUUGAAGUCCAAGUCGCCGGCAAUGGAGAAAUCGUGGUCGCAUUUGGAGAGCGUGAGUGCUCGCUCCAGCGGCGACAUCAGAAAGUAGUCGAGGAGUGUCCCAGUCCGUUUGUAGAGCGUCAUUCUGGCCUACGCGAAAAGAUGCUUCAAGCCGCUGUCAACUAUGCCUCACAGCUGAAAUACAAGAGCGUGGGCACGGUUGAGUUUCUCGUGGAUGAUGAAACUGCCGACUUCUUCUUCCUUGAGAUGAACACGCGAUUGCAGGUCGAACAUGGAAUCACCGAGUUGUGUUAUGGAGUUGAUCUGGUACAUCUCAUGCUGCGACAAGCCGACUACGAACGCGGUGGCUCUAUCGGGAUUCCGUCUGAUGUCCUGAAAAGUCUUGGGCGACCUCAGCCACUCGGAUCGGCGAUCGAGGUACGGGUGUAUGCUGAAGUGCCGCUGCGUGACUUUGCCCCUAGCCCUGGCGUCUUACAACAUGUUCACUGGCCAGAGGGCGAGGGCGUGCGAGUCGACACAUGGGUCCGAAAUGGACAGAGGAUCACUCCAUUCUAUGAUCCUUUGAUUGGAAAGGUCAUGGCCUAUAGCCCUGAUGGUCGUGCCGCCGCUCAAAAGAAGAUGCUUGCGGUACUUGCUGAUACGGCUCUACAAGGGACACAAUCUAAUUUGGAGUACCUGUCGAAAAUUCUUGGAUCGGAAAUGUUCACCAGCGGCAACACGUUGACCAAUUCGUUAUCGACGUUCAAGUUUGACAGCUGUUCCGUACAAGUCAUUGACCCGGGUGUUUUCACGACGAUUCAGGACUACCCGGGCCGUAUUGAAGUUGGCCAUGGAAUACCUCCAUCGGGCCCAAUUGACGAUCUAAGUGCUCGAGUAGCAAAUAUUCUGGUUGGUAAUGACUCUGGAGUCGAGUUGUUGGAACUCACUCUGUCUGGCCCAAAGUUGUUGUUCCAUGAAGCAGCCGUUGUGGCAGUUUGUGGUGCGGAGCUGUCAGUUACUCUCGACGACGCAUCUCAACCUAUGUGGUCAAGGAUUGUCAUCAAGAAAGGUCAGACACUCGCGCUCGGCAAGGUGACGGGCAACGGCCUCCGAACAUAUCUUGCCGUGAAAGGCGGUUUCCCCCAGGUCCCCAAGUUUCUUGGCUCCAAGUCCACAGCUCCGGAGCUGGGCUUUGGUGGCGUACAAGGACGAAAGCUCCAGCUUCACGACAUCCUCACUCUAUCUUCACAGUCAAGAUCCUGGGCUGCAGAAGCCACGCCUUUGUCUUUGCCAUCAAACUUUAUUCCCAGCUUCACUACCAGUGUGACUGUCUGUUGCAUUGACGGCCCGUACGGAUCUGAAGACAUUCUGACCCCCGAGGGACGUACGACACUGUACGAAACUGAUUGGACAAUCAGUCACAACAGCAGCCGAAGCGGCAUCCGUUUAGAAGGUCCGCGGUUGAAAUGGGCUCGAGCAUCGGGUGGUGGCGGCGGAUCACACCCAUCUAAUGUGCUCGACUAUGGCUAUCCCAAUGGCGGCGUCAACUUUACAGGAGAAUUUCCAAUCAUCUUUGGUCCUGAUCGCCCGGAUCUGGGUGGCUUCGUAUGCCCAACAACGGUCUGCUCCGGCGAGAUGUGGAAGAUUGGCCAGUUAAAGCCUGGCAACACUGUACGAUUCCGUUCUGUUGCUUACGACACUGCCCUGGAGAUUUCGAGGCGAAAGGAUGAUUUUCUCCAAACCCUUGUCGCAUUUUCACAGGGAAACACAAGCCCAAUAUCUCCUCUCGUUGUCGAGUUCACUGAUGAACCCCCGUCUUCCAUUUUAUACCAAAAGCAGUCCCAGGGAAGCCAUCCACGGGUAACAUACCGUCAAGGAGGCGACACAAGCAUCAUCGUCGAAUAUGGCGAUCAAGUGUCGGAUCUGCGCAACACCGCUUGCGUACAGUUCCUCGCCAAGCAGAUAUCAGCUGUGAAUCUGCCGAGCGUGCGCGGCGAUCCCAACUUCUCCUCUCUCACCGUGCGCUUCGACCCGUUUCAGGUGGACCGAUCCAAACUCCUUCAGCAGCUCAUUCAAUUCGAUGACGAAAUUGGGCAGACCACCGGCGUCAAGAUACCUGCUCGCCAAGUACGGCUACCAGUUUGCCUCGACCACUCUUCAUUGAAAGAGUCUGCGCAACGAUACAUGGAGAACAUCAGGCCUACGGCGGCUUACAUGCCGGACAAUGUCGAAUAUCUUCGCAAGAACAAUGCGCUUGAGACCCGUCAGCAAGUCUUUGAUGCUCUUCUCAAGACACCGUGGCUGGCUGUCGCCGUUGGGUUCUACGUUGGAACGCCCAUCUUGUUCCCGCUCGAUCCGUGGCACGUAUUAACCGGUCAAAAGUAUAACCCGAGCAGAGUAUAUACACCGAGCGGCUCAGUUGGCCUAGGUGGCUCAUUGGUGGCCAUCUAUCCCGUUGCGGCACCAGGAGGAUACCAACUUAUGGGCCGCACAUUGGGUGGAUGGGACGGAACCGGAACUCGCACCGGCUUCUCUGCUGAGCGGCCCUGGCUGUUCAAUCACCUUGAUUUAAUAAAAUUUUACGAGGUCUCUGAGGAAGAGUACAACAAGAUUGAGCGAGAUUUCGAGACGGGUCGAUAUGUGUUUGACAUUACGCAAACGACACUAGAUAUGGAUGAGUAUAUUGCCAAAUUCGAAGCCGCCGCCAAGGAUCCCGCAUAUCAGGCCUGGAGGAAGCGUCAAGUUGAUGCUGCUCAAGAGGUGGGAGAGCAUGAGCAGCGUCUGUUUGACGAGUGGACGGCAGAAAAGAAUGCACGAAUCAACACUACAACUACUGAUGAUGACGAUACUGGUUCUGGCAAUGUCGUCUCUAUCGAAUCGCCUAUUAAUGCCAAUGUUUGGAAGGUGUUGGUCAAGCCAGGCGAUGUACUAGAAAAGGGCCAAACGGUGGCGGUGCUCGAGGCCAUGAAGAUGGAGAUUAAUAUAAUUGUCGAUGAGGGCCAGGCUGGCGCUGUAGUAACAAAGAUUAGCCAGCCGCCGGGAAGUGUAGUUAGUCCUGGGAUGGUAGUUGUGGAGGGUCGGAGGCAAGACUGA
Messenger RNA from Trichoderma breve, 3720 nucleotides. RefSeq names its product carboxyltransferase domain, subdomain A and B domain-containing protein. NCBI's taxonomy places the organism in Eukaryota, Fungi, Ascomycota, Sordariomycetes, Hypocreales, Hypocreaceae. The record is from RefSeq and is a predicted model, not a curated record. Gene Ontology annotation, molecular function: ATP binding; metal ion binding. Bases 1 to 3720 code for a protein of 1239 amino acids. The transcript is spliced from 2 exons.